AGAAUUAGAGUCUAAUUACUUAACCUUUAAAAUAUUAGAGAAGUGCAAAAUCAGUGGGAAUAAAUUGCUCUAACCAUUGUGAUUGUGUACCCACAAUAACUAAUAAAUGUCUUCGUGGUUUAACUUUAUUCUUUAAUUGUUCCAAAAAACAUGGAGACCAGAGCACUGAAAACAGUUAAAGACCGUUCAACUAAAAAUGCUCCAGUUAAUUAUCCAGGAUCAGGUCAACGUCCAGCUGUCAGGCGUUCCAUUCGUACUCCUGUACAGGUGUUGCCACUCAAUGUUGAAAAGUUUGCCAGUAAAUCAUAUGUCAUACCAACAGAUCAAGAUGAUAAAGAGACACCCAGAACUUUGAUAGCAGGAUUUUUGGGUCCUGCAGAGUCACAGACUUCAUCACGAACAUUGAGAAGAAGAAGUGAAAAAAUUUCUGAAUUUAUAUCACCAAGACUGUCAGAUGUUUUGAAAAAAAAAGUCUUGAAUGCAGCACCCUCAACAUCCGAGUCACCUGGUAGUAAAUCCACUCCUCGUACCAAUAUUAUGUAUAUAUUGGCUGGUCCUGAAGAACAAACUCCACUGGAAAAAACUUCAACUACCACAAAACAUCAGCCUCUAGAAUCAGUUUCUUCUCGGACUAAAAGAAGGCGCAGCAGUUGGGGACAGAGGUUGUCUAUUUCACCCAUUCAAGUCUCAAAAAGCAACACUGAAGAUUCAGAAGACACAAGUCUUGUGAAUGGAAGAAGGAAAACUAGGAGAUCUUUUCAUUUUAAUAGAAAUGCUAUUGUUAGAUCAACUCACCUUCUGUCAGAGUCAAACCUUACUAUUGGGGAAAAAAAAUCCUUUGAAAAAAGUGUUUCUAAAAGUAACAUCGUUGUACAGGAAGAUUUUAUUGAAAGCUCUGGCAGUAAUGAUCAACAAGAGGUUAACAGUAAUAGAAAAAGUGUUUCUCAAAACAAAAGUCCUAAUUUAGACAAAAUCGGUGCUCUUAUUUCAUCACCAGCUUCUGAACAAAAAUAUGAACAAUUGCAGGACUUGUUCUUGUCCAAAGAAAGCAGCAGUGAUGUUGCUAUUAAUGAGCAACAGGUUAGACUACAUGGCGACUCAGGGGAAUAUCUACCAAAUGUGUCAUCCAAUCAUUAUGAUGAGAAAAAAAUUGAAAGGAAUGAAUUACGACCACAACAGAACCAGAACUCAUUGUCAGAAACUGUGCUUCACCAAGGUUUAGACUCUGGAGAAGAAGAAGACCUUAUGCUACAGGACCAAGUGAUGGCCAACGUAAGCAAGCCCAAAGUAAGUGCUGAGGCAGUUCAUUCAGCUGUUGCCAUUGGAAAUGAUGAAAUAGAUUCUGAUAAAGAGGUGCAACUAAGUAAAAUAUUGUCUCAGUCAAAUAGGAGCAAUGAGCUAAUGAAACAAAGAAACAGUGGGAGAGGCAGUAAAGACAUACAAUCUGAGAAACUAGAGGUUUCAUCCAUAUCUCACAAGAAAAGUGGCACAGAAAAGGACAUUAGCAGAUCAGUAGAUCAUCUAAGUACGAGUCCAAUGUCACCCCAAAAACAUAUGUCCAAGGAGGAUGUCGGAGGAUCUUUAGCUCCUUUUGAUGAGCCUGAUGGGGCCACUAACAGAAGUGAUCUUAGGUCAACAAGUUUUCAAGAGAUCAUGUCAAGAAGUUCACAUUCUAAAGUAUCUAAAUCCAAAACAUCAAUCAGAAAUAUAAGCUUGUUACAGGCAGCUUCCAAAGAGCCAGAACCUUUCUCUGCUAGAAAAGGACUUAGUGAGUAUGAUUUAAUGGAGAGUAGCAGCGAUGCUGAACAAGAAUCUAAGCACUCCAAAUUAUUAAGGACUCCUAAAAGCAAAAAGAAAACAUUAUCCUCUCGUUCUAAUAUUACUAAAGAUGAACUAGCUGAAAAAUAUAACUCACCGUCCAGAUCACCUGGAUCACCAUACAGAAUUUUGCGUCAAAAUAAUGCAGAUUUCCGCGUCAUUGGACAACGGUCUACAACACCUUUAAAGCGAAACAAAACUCAAUCGCCAGGCUCAUCUUACAAAAUUUUUAUACAAAACAAUUCCAACUUCCAAGUUAAUGGACAGAGGUCCUCGACUCCUUUAAUUCGAAACAAAAGUUUUCUCCAUUCUACAAAAGUUCAAGAGGUAUUGCCAUUUGAUUUGACACACAAUCAAACACAUCUGAUGGAAAAUGAGAUACGAGACAUCUCACCAAUAAGGCCUGACGUAAGGACACAGCGACAACAAAAUUUGAUAGAAGAUGUUCCAGACAUUGUGACUGCUGAGACAGAGAUAAAUAAUGUUUCCAAUGUGCAAAAGUCCAUUGGCUCAAAUAAAACUGGUCAUGGGAGCAAGCUGGAAAGUAGGUCAAAUGAAGAAAUUUUGCAUCAGGUCAAUGGUAGCACAAAAGUUAACAGCAUCCAUAAUCUAGAGAAUACAGUUAGUCAGACUACUGGUUACCAAGAAACAGGAAAUUCUAAAAGUCCAGUUAAUGUCAUCCAAGAAAAAACAAUUCCAAGAUCAAAGAGACAGAGAUUAGAACCUGAUGAAGAAGAUGACCUGCCAAGUGGCUAUUCUCCUAUCAACACACCUGUUUUUACUGCAACAAAACCUCCUCCAGAACCAGUCUCUAUUGGUAAACAGAAACCAAGAAUGAUACAAUCAACUCUUACCCAAGCAGGAAUGUUGAAGGCUGUAGUUCAACCUAAGAAGGCAAACACCAAAUCCAAAGAAAUAUCUCCUGCUGCUAAACGAAUGAAAAAAGCAACUGGGCACUCUACACUUCCUAGAAGUUCUGUCAAAUUUUUUGCGGAAAGGCACUCUAGUAUGAAAUUAUCUAAAGAUGCAGUGGAUGAAAUAGUAAAAGUAUCUGAAGUGUUCUGGAGUGAUACCUGGAAGGCUCUAGAAGCCUAUGCACUUCAUGCUGGCAGAAAGAAAAUUAAUAAGGAUGAUGUUAUUUUACUCAUGAAGACGCAACGUGCAAUUACUGGUAUUGAAGAUCUGCAUGACAAGAUUCGAGAAUAUUUGCCAAUGGAACUUAGAACAGAACUCAUUCCCUUAAAGCUGUAAAUUUGCUAAGCUAGCAAUCAAAGAAUCUGUUCAUCAAUGAGUGAAGCAGCUCUUGCUUGAAGCUAAAAUUAAGUUCCAGUGGAUAAGUUUAGAAAACAUAACUUACUGUAACUGGAGUCCAUGCUAUCAGAGUCCUGACUGUGCAUGCAACAGACUUACUACCAGUAUCUCUGGAGGCUGUCUUCUGGUAUUGAUGGUACAAUGAAAGCUGUAAUCAAUCACUCAUAAAACAUUGUGCUCUGUAUAUGCCUGUGCCUUUAAAAAACUGCUUAGUUUUAAAAGAGACUUCCCUCCUCAUCUAUCUUUUCACCACUGACAUUUAUAAUGUGAUAAAUCUUCUACAAUAUCUGGUGUGAAAGUUAUGUCGUUCUUCAGGUAUUGAAAUUUGAUAUAUGUGUGUAUAUAUGUACAAUAAUAGUGUAUUUCAAUCAUUAUUUCAUUUUGAUUUCCUCUAAAAAAAAAAAUAACAACAAUGGUUUAUCCUUGUGUGACUGAA
Molecule: messenger RNA, 3565 nt
Organism: Biomphalaria glabrata
Lineage: Eukaryota; Metazoa; Mollusca; Gastropoda; Planorbidae
Exons: 11
Coding region: 151-3069 (972 amino acids)
Biological process (GO): kinetochore assembly; mitotic cell cycle; chromosome segregation
Cellular component (GO): kinetochore
Molecular function (GO): DNA binding; protein heterodimerization activity
Source: RefSeq, a predicted model, not a curated record